This is a messenger RNA of Zerene cesonia (dogface butterfly), 733 nucleotides long. RefSeq names its product UPF0184 protein C9orf16 homolog. The transcript is spliced from 3 exons. Lineage: Eukaryota; Metazoa; Arthropoda; Insecta; Lepidoptera; Pieridae. The coding region runs from base 98 to 430 and encodes 110 amino acids. The record is from RefSeq and is a predicted model, not a curated record.
UAGAGAGGGCCUGCUCGCUCGUUUUUACCCCACUGUUUUCAAGCGCCAUCUGUAUCUAUUAACUACAACUACGGACACACAUAGUAUAGCUACACACAUGUCACAACUUGAAGAACCAUUCAAAUUAAUUUCUACUGACACUAAUGUUGCAGCAACUGAUAACCGAAUAUUCAAUAUGGCCGGGAGUGACGAUAGCAAGCCUAAUGGAAUGGAUGGAGACAAAGUUGAUGAAAAUAAUGCAUCAACACAAAAUGAAGAAAAUAUACGUGAAGAAUAUGAUCAAUUAGAUGUGAAAUUGGAUGAGCUGAACCAAGCUUUGGAUUUCUUAGAACAGAAAAAUGAUGAUAUCCACCAGCGAUUAAGGGAGUUGUUGCAAUCUAACAGAGAAAUAAGAAAAGAAAUGCAAAAUGGAAAACAAGAGAGUCAAUGAGAUUUGACUAGAUUUAUUGUUAACAAUAUUAAUUUGUUGAUGGUAUUAUUAAUUUAUUAGUGUCUUUUAAUUACAAGGAAUGGCAAGUUUUUCAUGACUUUCUAAACUGUUUUUUUUACCUGAAUAUUUGCAUUCUUUAAAUACAAUGUGAUAUUUUACUAUGUUUUAGAACAAUGAGGAGGCACAUUUUUUCUUUAAGUCUUUUGUACUCUUAACUUACAGCUGAAGAAUGUCUAGCGCUUAAGAAGAACUCCUUUAGAUUGUCAUCAAAUAUAAUUUAGAUCAGAAAUAAAUAUAUUAUUC